Messenger RNA from Diorhabda carinulata, 3940 nucleotides. RefSeq names its product centrosomal protein of 104 kDa. The coding region runs from base 128 to 2851 and encodes 907 amino acids. Gene Ontology annotation, cellular component: cilium. The record is from RefSeq and is a predicted model, not a curated record. The transcript is spliced from 12 exons. Lineage: Eukaryota; Metazoa; Arthropoda; Insecta; Coleoptera; Chrysomelidae.
CGCAUAAAAGAAUAUACAUAUACAAAAAUCAAUAAACAGCCAUACUCUAAAAUAAGAAAAUGUUUCAUGUGUAGUUAUAGAAAUAAUCGAUAUUAUAUACACAAAAUGGUUUAAAACAGAACAUAAAAUGCCCAAACCUGUUCAUUUCACUGCAAUAUAUGCAACAAGCGAGGAUGCCAAAUACCGAUACGCAGAAUUAAAUACUCACGGCCCAAUAAUUAAAGGAUGGCAAUCGGAAAAGAAUUGUCAAUAUCCCCAAGAAAUAAUACUCAAAUUAGAUACGAGAUGCGAAAUGAGCAAAAUUCAAAUUUUAUCCCACCAAUUUAUGAUACCUUCGAAAGUUGAAUUAUUUCUAAACAACGACGAUAUAGACAUAAUUAAAGACGUGGCCAACAUAAAUUGGGAAUAUUUAGGUUAUAUAACAUUAUCUACGAACGAAAGUACCGAAUUUAAAAGUAGGGAACUGAAAUCGGCCAGUGUACCGAAAAAAAACGUAACAUUCCUUAAAAUUAAUCUACUUAAUAACCACUUUAAUUGUUUAAACGAAUACAACCAGGUUAGCCUUAUAGCUAUAAAUAUUCUUGGUAAGGAUAUAAAUUUUCAACGUCCUACCAAUUCUGAUAGUGACGAAGGAAAAAUAUUCGAUAUUCUAAACGACCCUGAUUAUUAUUCUCCUUACGAUGAUUUGGCCUUUUUGAUGUAUGUCGAUGUAGAUGUUGCCAAAAUUAUAAAAGAGAUGGAGAUUAAGAAACAUUUGGCUGUGAUACAUGAGAGAUUUGAAUACGCUAGAAAAUUAAAAAUCACCAUGACGAAAUUACGGGUGGCUGGGGAAAAGUUGGCUAAAUACGAGCUCGAAAAGAAAUACGCUAUAGAUGUAGAGGAUUACGAAAAAGCUAGACACAAGAAGAACCAAAUGGAACAAUUCAGAUCCGAAAUAUACGAGGAAUUAUGUAUAGAACAAUUGAUGGAAUAUAACGGGGUAUGUCGAAAAAAUGAUGAAUACCAAGAAGAAAUCGAUUCGCAAAAUAAAAAUUUGUUAUCUCCGGUAUUAACAAAAGGUUAUUCUGAUAAAGAUAGAAGAUCCGUAUCUCCUCACUUGAACAGUCAGAUAUCACCUCUACACACAACGAAACACCAAAGUCCCAAAACUGGAUCCCCAAAUACGGGAAGCCCUACAAAUAUACACAGUAGAGGAGGUUCUUUUAGACGCAGGAAUAAAUCUGCCGGAGCUAUAGUCAAGUCUACAUAUGAGAUGUACGAGGAAAAACCGUUACCUGCCUUAAGACAUUCCCAAACUAAUGAAUUUCUGAGAGAAUGCCACUUGGAACCCGACCAUAAAGUAACAUCCAAACUCACGGAAAGGGAAAAAAAACAAGCUGCACUUCCAAUUCUGUUAUUCGGAAACGAUUUAGUGGAAAAAUUCUAUUCGAAACAUUAUUGCGAUAAGGAAGACGGUUUGAAUAGCCUCAAAGACGAACUUCUCACUUACGACACCAACAAAUUGCACGUACCCAAUAAAAUAGCGAGAGGCGCCAUCUUUUUGUUACACAGAGCGUUACGCGAUAAAGUUUUCUCGGUGUAUAAUCUGGCUAAUGAAGUUAUUCGAUUGUUUUUUGUGCAGUUUGUGCCGGGGAGGGUGACUCAAGCUGAAGUCGCUAGGAGUGUGGAUAAGUUGUUGCCGGAACUUUUGACGAAAUCCGGCGAUACUAGUCAAAGGAUUAACCAAAUGGCGGUACAUACUAUAUUGACAAUGGCGGAUUGUAAAAGUGUAAGAGAACUUCAUAUUAUCCCAGUUCAUUUAAGUAGACCAGUGAACAAUAGCACCCACCCUAGACUAGCUUUAAGUAGGGCAGAAAUGGUAGAACAGCUCAUAAUUAAUCACGGAAUUUCCACCGAAAAACAAAGCGGUCUAACUUGUAGAACUCUAGCUGAAUUUGGUCUAAGCGGUUUACAUCAUCCAGCGGAACCUGUCAGAAAAGUAUCCGAAAGGAUUUUAGUGUUGGUAUAUAGGGUGAACCCGAGAUUAGUGAGGAAACAACUACCCCCUGACGAUGAUAUUACGAGAAGAAACUUGUUAUAUAGACAACUAUUUCACGAAUUCGAUAAAAUCGACGUUGAGAGAAAAAAAGAAAUGCUGGAGAAAAAUCGUGUUCUACAACAAACUCAACUCCCUCCUAUUAGCCCCGAGCCCGUCCCUGUGGUAUUUCAACAAAACGGCAAAAUAGAAUUGAGCAAAUGUCCGAGCGCCAAUAACUUGAAAACGAUAACUAAUGAAGGUUAUCAAGUCGAUAGCGAUCAACAAAAAAGUCACGCUCUAAUGAAAAGUCAAAGCGGAACCGCCGUACAUACCAACGGAAGUAACGUUACUAACAAUGGCCAAAGUUCCAGUUCCGCCAGCGCGAUAUCUUCUCCUAGUAAUACUUCUCAAAAAGAAGAAGAAGAAAAACACUGCAUUUUUUGUAAACAAACCGAAACAUCGAUAUUUUUGGUAAACAAUUCGAUGAACUCGCACUAUUGGCGUUCGUGUCCGAUGUUAAUCCGUUGCAAAGAAUGCAGUCAAGUAGUAGAAGUAUCAACUUUAACGGAACAUUUGCUAGUGGAGUGUGAACAAAAAGAACGUUACACGCAAUGCACCAUAUGCUCGGAAGCUGUUAAAUCUGACAAAUUUCAGGAACACCAACCGCAUUGUAAAGAUUUAGCCGAAACUUGUAACAGGUGUCCGCUGUGUCACGAAAAUAUAGAAAUUGUGGAAAAUUGUUGGACGAAUCAUCUUAUGGGGCCUAAACCGUGUACGAAAAACGCACGAAUAAAAACUUCCAGAUUACCCAAGCACGUGAAAAUAAAAGGUUGAUUGUCAUUUGUAACAGUGUUUGAUCAUUUUCUUAUGGAAACCUUGCUGCGGAUAUGUUUUUAUUAAAUAAUUUCGGUAAAAUAACUAACAGGUAGGUGGUAACUCUCAUUUUGAUCUAAUUUCCAAACAAACUGAGAAUAUUUAAGGAAAUGAAUCAAUUUUUUUCUAAUGUUUCACAAAAAGCAUUUUAUAUAUAUCAUACAAUGCUGUAAUCUGUUGAAAAUGAUAUUUUCUUUCAUGUUAAAUAUAUUAAUUAGAUACAUGAUUCACUGUUAUUAGCAACCAAAAAUUCUUGUUUAAUAAUUUAUAGACAAAUUUCUGCAUAAUUACAUUUAACGUUUUUAUCGAUCGUUGGUGAUAUUUUUACUCGCCCUUCAUGAAAUACUCAUUGUUGAUGCAAAAAUAUUUGAUAUUUUUCAACAAUAUUUAGCCUAACUGACAAUUUAACUUAUAAGUGAUACGAUUACUUGUUUCAAGUCUUAAAAUUGAUUAAAUACUAGAAAUAAUUAAAGUUCAUCUCUUCCAAACUAAAAAUCAACCAAAACAAACUUGUUACCUUUGAAACUGUUGAUUAUUAUACUGUACAUUACAAUAACGCUGUCUGGUCAUUUCUGUAGGUUAAAAUUGAGCUCGAAGGACCAAACAGUGAAAACUAAACAUCAAUUAUUUACUAUUAUCAAGAACUUAAUCAAAGGAAUGUCUUUUUGACCAGAUUUCAGUACAAUUUGUAUGCCACUAAAAACAGUUGAAUAACCGAACUAAAGUUUUCACCACAUUAACAAAAUCUAAACUAAUUCCAAUUGUUUUAUCAAUUUUUCUGUUUAAUAUCACUAUAAUUGACUUGAUAAUAAUUUUAAUUUAUUCAUUUUCGGUAUGGCAGUAAAUAGUAGUUCAAAAAUAUUUGUAAACGAAUUUUUUCUUAAAAAACAAUUAUAAAUACUCAUUUCAUCACCAUUAAAUGGGAAUAUAAAUAAAAUUCAACAAAACUUUGUGAAAUUUGUAAACUAAGUGCAAUAUUUAAAUAUUUUCGAUUAUAUAUGUUCACCAAAAAAUAUGUAUAUUUAGAAUAUACAAUUACCAGCUUAAAAA